Molecule: messenger RNA, 1009 nt
Organism: Chara braunii
Lineage: Eukaryota; Viridiplantae; Streptophyta; Charophyceae; Charales; Characeae
Source: the annotation of a GenBank genome assembly
CGGAGUAGGCUUUCUGCAGGGGCAGAACAUGAUGACGGAGUCUGUGUGGACGAAGUGGUUUGUGGAUUAGGAAGAGGGGUAACGGAUGAAGACAAAACCAAGGGAGGUAGGAGUGGUGAAGACAGGGGUGGUAGAAUUGUCGGAAGGUGGGUAACAGACGGCGAUAAAACCAGGGGAAAUAUAGGUGGUGAAGACGGGGGGGAUGAAGUCAGGGGUGGUGAAGUGGCUGAAGCAGAGACAAGGGGGGGCAGUCGUAGGUGAGACCCGAAGAGGGUACUCUGUAGGUGGUAAUGCAGGCAUGGCCACGGAUGCCAUGAAGGAACGCACCGAGACCAAAGGCGACAAAGCAACUGCGGUGGUCACGGAUGCCAUGGAGGAACACACCGAGACCAAGGGCGACACAACAGCCGCGGUGGCACCGGAUGCCAUGGAGGAACACACCGAGACCAAGGGCGACACAGCAGCUGCGGGUCGAGUUGCUCCCGCGGAAUCAAUCGUAGAAGCAACCAAGGUCGAUGAGGAAGAGGCCGCGAACCGAAAAGGAGCAGCCAGGGUCACAAACGGCAGGGAAGGGGUUACUAAGACUGAUGAGGACGCAGGUGCGGUAGACGCAAGUAAUGAAGAAGAGGUUGUGAUAGGUGUGGCAGGCGCCGAUAAUGAAGAAGGGGKUGUGACAGGCGUAGUCCGAGGACAGUGUGUGGAUACCCGAGAAAGCGGGUGAUGAAUAGACCAUCGAAGCAUGCUGCGGAACCAACUGGAGAGGUGGGUCACGUGCGCAGGGUACCUGUGUUGACGUUUACGGAUAUAGGAAGUCCAUCCUUUCGCAAGCGUUGUUGGAGAGUGCCCGCGAAAAAGCAUGCGGCGUGUGAGCAUCGCUGCUGCAGUUUUGAAAUCAUACCAGUUGUUGCAGACAUACUCAAACCUAGUAAGCUGGCCUGUAAACACUCCCGCUGGCUGGUGUGCAGGGACGUUAGACGUAGCACUAGGAUAACGAAUAACAGGGAAAUUC